Molecule: messenger RNA, 2758 nt
Organism: Lotus japonicus
Lineage: Eukaryota; Viridiplantae; Streptophyta; Magnoliopsida; Fabales; Fabaceae
Product: subtilisin-like protease SBT1.5
Exons: 1
Coding region: 96-2471 (791 amino acids)
Biological process (GO): proteolysis
Molecular function (GO): serine-type endopeptidase activity
Source: RefSeq, a predicted model, not a curated record
ACUCAAGCUGACACACACUCAAAUCUAGCUACUUCACUCUUCCACCUUUAAAUUUUGUUAACACCGAAAGACAUCUUCUUCAUCCUCCUCCUACAAUGGCUCCAUCUCCCUCUCUCCUUCUCCCCCUCACUUUCUCAUUCUUCAUUGCCACACUCUCACUACCACCUUCAUCAUCAUCUUCUGACCCAGAAAAGCAAACCUUCAUCGUCCAAGUCCAACAUGAAGCCAAGCCUUCCAUUUUCCCAACCCAUAAGCACUGGUACGAGUCCUCCCUCUCCUCCAUCUCCACCACCACAACUUCCACUAACCAAAUCAUCUACACCUACGACACUGUUUUCCACGGUUUCUCUGUAAAGCUCUCACCUCUAGAGGCCCAGAAGCUGCAAUCACUCUCCCAUGUCACCACCCUUAUACCAGAACAGGUUCGCCAGCUUCACACCACUCGUUCUCCUCACUUCCUCGGUCUCAAAACCGCCGACAGAGCCGGGUUGCUCCAUGAGACUGAUUUCGGAUCGGAUCUUGUCAUCGGAGUCAUCGACACUGGUAUCUGGCCGGAGAGGGAGAGCUUCAACGACCGUGAUCUCGGUCCUGUUCCGGCUAAGUGGAAGGGACAGUGUGUUGCUGGAAGAGGCUUUCCGGCGAGCUCCUGCAACAGGAAGCUCAUCGGAGCACGGUAUUUUUCCGGUGGGUAUGAGGCUAACAGUGGGAAGAUGAACGAGACGACGGAGUAUCGUUCCCCGAGGGACUCCGAUGGCCACGGUACGCACACGGCUUCGAUAGCUGCCGGCAGGUAUGUAUCUCCGGCGUCUACCUUGGGCUAUGCUAAAGGGGUGGCGGCGGGCAUGGCCCCCAAAGCCCGCCUCGCCGUUUACAAGGUGUGUUGGAAUGGAGGCUGCUUUGACUCCGAUAUCCUCGCGGCGUUUGACGCCGCCGUGUCCGACGGCGUCGAUGUGGCGUCCCUCAGCGUUGGGGGUGUGGUGGUUCCGUACCACCUCGACUCCAUCGCUAUUGGAGCUUUCGGGGCCUCCAGUGCCGGGGUUUUUGUCUCUGCCUCCGCCGGUAACGGUGGUCCCGGCGGUCUCACCGUCACCAAUGUGGCACCAUGGGUGACCACUGUGGGUGCUGGAACCAUAGACAGGGAUUUCCCUGCUGAUGUGAAGCUUGGGAAUGGUAAGGUUAUACCAGGGGUUAGUGUUUAUGGCGGGCCGGGUCUAACUCCGGGUCGGAUGUACCCGGUUGUGUACGCGGGUGGUGAACAAGGUGGCAGUGGCGGUGGAGGGGGUGAUGGUUAUUCGUCUUCACUUUGCUUGGAAGGUUCGUUAGAUCAUAACUUUGUAAAGGGAAAGAUUGUAGUUUGUGACAGGGGCAUUAAUUCAAGAGCUGCCAAGGGUGAAGUGGUGAAAGAAUCAGGAGGAGUUGGCAUGAUUUUGGCUAAUGGGGUGUUUGAUGGUGAAGGGUUGGUGGCUGAUUGUCAUGUGUUGCCGGCCACCGCGGUUGGUGCCAGUAGCGGUGAUGAAAUCCGUAGGUACAUUGCGGCUGGGGCUAAAUCCCGGUCGCCGCCCACCGCUACCAUUGAGUUUAAAGGAACAAGGCUUGGGGUUAGGCCUGCACCUGUUGUGGCAUCUUUCUCAGCUAGAGGACCAAACCCUGAAUCCCCUGAGAUUUUGAAGCCUGAUGUUAUAGCACCCGGGUUGAACAUUCUAGCUGCUUGGCCUGAUAGAGUUGGACCUUCUGGGGUUCCUUCGGAUGUGCGCAGAACCGAGUUCAACAUACUUUCCGGGACUUCAAUGGCGUGUCCUCAUGUUUCUGGUUUGGCUGCUUUGUUGAAAGCGGCUCAUCCCGACUGGAGUCCUGCUGCUAUUAAAUCAGCUCUGAUGACCACAGCUUAUACCGUGGAUAACAAGGGCGAUGCCAUGUUGGAUGAGUCCAAUGGGAAUGUGUCCUUGGUGUUUGAUUACGGAUCCGGCCAUGUUCAUCCAGAGAAAGCCAUGGACCCGGGUUUGGUUUAUGAUAUUUCUACCUAUGAUUAUGUGGAUUUCUUGUGUAAUUCGAAUUACACCGCCAAGAACAUCAAAGUGAUCACAAGGAAGAUUGCUGAUUGCAGUGGGGCUAAAAAGGCAGGACAUGCUGGCAAUUUGAAUUACCCAUCGUUGUCUGCAGUUUUUGCACAAUAUGGGAAGCAUAAAAUGUCCACACACUUCAUUAGAACUGUGACCAAUGUUGGGGACCCCAAAUCAGUGUACAAGGUCACUAUUAAACCACCUCCUGGUAUGGUGGUCUCAGUAGAGCCAGAGACCUUAUCUUUCAGGAGGGUGGGUCAGAAGUUGAACUUUCUUGUUAGGGUGCAGACUAGGGAAGUGAAGCUUUCUCCUGGGAGUUCUAGUAUGAAGAGUGGUUCCAUUGUUUGGUCUGAUGGCAAGCACACUGUCACAAGUCCCUUAGUUGUGACAAUGCAGCAACCUCUGGAUUAGUAUUUGAGAAAAUUUUGGCCUUCUGUUCCAUCUUGGAACUCUUGUAAAAUUGGCUCUAUGUAUGUGUAAUAGAGAAUGUUGUUUCUAAAAGUGUUCCUUUUUGUUGGAACUGGUGGGAAUUUGAUUGUAAGAAACAGUUUGAAGGUAUGGCUAAAAGGGGUAACUUAUCCAAAAAAAGAAGUAUGGAUGUAUAUCUUUCCUGUUGUAAAAUUAAAGAUGUAUGUAGAAAAUGCUGUGUUUAUGAGAGGGGAAGUAUAUUACAAAGAUCCCUUUGCUUGUUUGAGUAA